Messenger RNA from Nannospalax galili (Upper Galilee mountains blind mole rat), 958 nucleotides. RefSeq names its product olfactory receptor 13G1-like. Gene Ontology annotation, cellular component: membrane. The record is from RefSeq and is a predicted model, not a curated record. The transcript has a single exon. NCBI's taxonomy places the organism in Eukaryota, Metazoa, Chordata, Mammalia, Rodentia, Spalacidae. Bases 7 to 921 code for a protein of 304 amino acids. Gene Ontology annotation, biological process: G protein-coupled receptor signaling pathway. Gene Ontology annotation, molecular function: G protein-coupled receptor activity; olfactory receptor activity.
CCUACAAUGAACCAGACCAUGGUGACCAACUUCGUCAUUUUGGGAUUCUCAGAAUUGCCUCACCUGCAGGUGUUAUUAUUCCUUAGUUUCCUCUGCCUCUACAUGGCUGCCCUCUCAGGAAACCUGCUUAUUGUGGUGGCUAUCAGUGCCAGUCCGUCUCUGCAUACACCCAUGUACUUCUUCCUGGUCAACUUGGCUAUGGUGGACCUCCUCUGUACCUCUACCAUCCUACCCAAGCUACUGGAUAGCAUGGUGGGGGCGAUGACCAUCUCUUACUGGGGUUGCAUGGCCCAGCUCUUCCUCUUCACGUGGUCACUAGGGGCAGAGCUGCUGCUCUUUUCAGCUAUGGCAUAUGACCGCUAUGUGGCCAUCUGCCAUCCCCUGCACUACAGUGCAUGGAUGGGUCCCAGGGUUUGUGCACUCCUAGCUGGGGUUGUCUGGACCAUUAGCCUGACUAACACCAGUGUGAACACAGGCCUGAUCCUGCCCCUACCAUUCUGCAGCUCUAAUUUGGUAGAGCACUUUUUUUGUGAGAUUCCCCCAUUAUUGAAGCUCUCCUGUGCCCCGACUCACCUGAAUGAGGUCAUGGCCUUUGCUGCAGAUGUGUUCCUGGCUGUGGGGAACUUCUCUGUGACCAUCCUCUCCUAUGGCUGUAUUGUGGUCAGCAUCUUUCAGAUCCGCUCUGCUGAGGGAAAGCGGAGGGCCUUUUCUACUUGUUCUGCACACCUGAUUGUAGUCACCAUGUACUACUCCACUGUCAUCUAUACCUAUAUCCGUCCUGCAUCUAGCUACUCACUGAACAAGGACAAGGUGGUAUCUGUCAUCUACACCUCUGUGGCACCCACCUUGAACCCCCUCAUCUACACUCUGAGGAACAAGGAUGUCAAAGUUGCACUUAGAAGACUUCUGUCCUGCUGCUGAACCUGUACGCAUCACCCCCUCAGCUCUAUUAUGUUGG